UUCUUAUACCAACAAGAUUCUUUGUGCCAAAUUUCAUGCUUUCUUCCACUCUGUAACGAUCUACCCUUAAAAUCACCCUAAGCCACCGCACUACUCCUCCCAAUCCCAAUCUACGUCUGCUCGAGUAUCGUCUUCCCCGCCGCCCCCAUCCCUCCUUUGCCUUCCCCUCCUAGCGGCAGACGCACCGUGGGGGGCGAGGUUAAAAAUGGCGGCGCGUUUUCCCGAAGAUGGUGAAAGCGAAAGUUCAGGGAAACUUGGCCUCAAAUCACAGUCAAGGGUAGGCGAAAAUGAGAAAGACUCCAAUGGAUCACUGUCACAGUGUUCAGCAAUAUUGAAUGUUACACUGGCGUCUGAUGCUGAUGGCUGGAACAAGGCAGUGAACGGGCAGUUACUGACUAAACUUGCUGAGGACAGCAGAGUCAAACUGGUUGGAUUUGUUCCUAAGUACACCACACAGCAGAAAGAACAUGCAAGGAAUUUGAACAUUGAACUUGUUGAUGCAAAAGAAAUCUCUGGUUACUCACCAGUUGAACUUCUGGCUUAUCCACCUGAUGCUCUUGAUAUUGAUAUUCUCAUAAUACAUGCUUACGGACGUGACCUCGGUCGACAAGCACAAAUCAUUCGAGAGACCAAGAAAUGCAAGUGGGUUCAUGUUGUUCACACGAUUAGUGAAGAACUUGAGAAAUUUCUAGAGAGAUCAGCCUCAAGUAUGGUUGUCCAAGAAUCUGAACAUGAACUUCAGACGACAUUGUGUGAAAGAGCUGAUCUUGUCAUUGCAGUUGGUCCUAAAGUAGCAGAAGCUUACAAAUCUGCCCUGCGUUUCUGUGGCAAAGAUAAGAAUGUGAUUGACUUGACACCAGCAAUCACUGAAGAAUUUCUUGGUGUGCGUCAGAUGGAAGGAGGUGCAGGUGAAAAGUUCCGUGUGUUGAUCAGUGGAUCAACUAAGUAUUUCAAAGUCAAAGGAUGUGAUAUUGCUGCAAAAGCUAUCAAACUGGUGCAGGAUACAUCUUACCUUCUUCUGUUUGUUGGACAGCCAAAGGAUAAUGCAGCUCAGCUAAAGCAAGACUUACUCAAAGAGGGAAUCAAUUUGAAUCAACUGACCAUGAGAACCAGCUCUGGCGACACUGAAUAUUGGCGCAGGUUGCUUUGUGAAGUAGAUCUUUUGAUCAAGCCUUCAAGGACAGAAGGUUUUGGAAUAAGUGGUCUCCGUGCCAUUUCUGCCGACCUACCUGUUCUUGUCAGUGGAAAUUGUGGACUUGGUAUGGUCUUGAAGAAGUUACCCUCUGGUAAAGAACACGUUGUGGAGUCUGACGACCCUCAAGUCUGGGCUGACAAGAUAAAGGAGGUCAGAGCCAAGGACCCUAAAGCACGCAAGUUGCAAUCUGAAAAACUCAGAUAUGAGUACAGGAAUCAUUUCAGCUGGGAAACCCAGUGUGACCAAUUGGUGGAGACAAUGUUUAGAAUGGUUCCAGCCAAAUCUGAGUACAGAAAGGAAGCUGUGGAGUUGGAAUCUGACAUUGAUGAAGCUGAAAACAGAGUUCAGUCUAUGAACCUAAAUCCUGAUAAUGUGGAUGGAAGAUCUACUGGAAGACAUCUUGAAGACCUCAAGACAGGUAUUGAAGAAACUAGCUUGUAUCCCAUUGGAGGUGAUGUGGUGGACCGGGGUGCAACACAAAACAGCAGGCAAGUGAACAGAAGGCUUUCAACUAUGCUAGCAAAGUUACCGCUGAAAUUGCAUGCCCAAUUGUGCAUGAUGUUGAAUGUCAAGCGAGAUUUGAAAUUUGAUGACUUCAGAAUGCUGGCAGAGAAAGUUGGAUUCGACAGAGAUUUUAUACGUGCCAUUGAACAGGUGACAAAUCCCACUGAUGUCAUCUUGCAAAACUGGUCUUCAUCGAGUGAAGCAACAGUAGGAAACCUGAUUGAAUUGUUAAAGGGUGAGGAUCUGGGGAGAAUGGAUGUGGUAGCAAUUCUUGAAGACUGGGUCAAUGGGAGUUCAGACUGAACAUAAAGGGUCAGACUGAAAUACCCUAGAUGUAAUAGCUACAUGAUCAGUGCAUACAGUACCGAUCGGAAGAAACCUAACAGGGUAUGCUUGACCGAACGCUUUCUGUUUCCGUUCCACACGCGUUCCCGUUCCCGUUCUGUAUCCGUUCUGUUCCCAUUCUCAUACCUGUUCUGUAUCCAUUCCGUUCCCGUUCACAAACGCGUUUCCUGUUAGGUUUCUUCUGAUCGGUACUGUACUUGUAAGUUUCACUGCUUGGUACUUGUACACUGGUAUUAUGAUUGCAAAAGGUUGUCAAAGAAAAAGUGAAAAUUCUAACAUGAUACAAUCCUGACCAUUGGUUUGCGAUGAAAUCAUGACCUAUGUAGUACUUAGUUCUAUUUUAGAGAGCAAGUAUGU
Molecule: messenger RNA, 2401 nt
Organism: Orbicella faveolata
Lineage: Eukaryota; Metazoa; Cnidaria; Anthozoa; Scleractinia; Merulinidae
Biological process (GO): signal transduction
Molecular function (GO): protein binding
Source: RefSeq, a predicted model, not a curated record